Messenger RNA from Rhizophagus irregularis DAOM 181602=DAOM 197198, 798 nucleotides. The record is from RefSeq and is a predicted model, not a curated record. Lineage: Eukaryota; Fungi; Glomeromycota; Glomeromycetes; Glomerales; Glomeraceae.
AUGCUACCAAUAAACUUUACUGCGACGAAAAAAAGUGGAGCUAAUGAAGUUGAACAGCGAUCAAAGAAGUCUAGAAGUACAAUAAUUAUACAAGAAGAAGAUAAUAAUAAUUUGAAUAUUGAAAAUGAUGAAGAAAUUGAAGAGAGUGAAGAAAGUGAAGAACACCUUUCUAGAUAUUUUAGUGAUGAAAAUGUUGAAGAAGCUGCUAAUAAUCAACUAUCAAACUUGGAACGUUUUACAAAUAUUAGUGAAGAUGAUAUUAAUCAGCUUGAAAUUAAAGAAGGUAUUCAACAUAAAAAUGAAGAAUUUGAUACAAGACUAACAGAUGUUAUUGGGAAAGGUGAUUGGUAUAAACCAAUAUUGCAAAGUGUUGUGCUUAAUAUUUGUGCUCAUAGUAAGUAUCCAAGCUUAAAAGAACUUAAGGAAGGUGUACUGAGUGGAUUUCACAAUGAAUCAAGAGUAAAGAAUAAAAAUGCAUUCUGGUCACAAGUACGAAGUGAGGUACUUUUAUCGGCUAUUUGUAAAAAUUUGGAUUUACCACGCGUUACCUCUAAUAAUAUUGAAGAAUGGUGUAAAGAUAAAAAAGUUGCUGCAGCAAAAAAUUUCAUGAAAAGAAAGAACAAUAAUGGCGAAAACUUAUUUGAAAAAGAAAUAAUUCCUGACAUUUUUAAGAGUAAGGACUAUACACCUACUAAAUCUGACAAAUUAUUUGCAGUUGGUGUAAUUAAAUUAGCAAUGAAGGGUAAAACUGUUAGUGAGGAAAAUAUUCGCCAAAAAGUAGGAAAUUCAAAAAUCUAG